Molecule: messenger RNA, 396 nt
Organism: Abrus precatorius (Indian licorice)
Lineage: Eukaryota; Viridiplantae; Streptophyta; Magnoliopsida; Fabales; Fabaceae
Product: probable disease resistance protein At5g47260
Exons: 1
Coding region: 1-396 (131 amino acids)
Molecular function (GO): ADP binding
Source: RefSeq, a predicted model, not a curated record
AUGGUAGGAGUGUAUGGAUCAAGCACUUUGAGAAAAGCCAAUUUAACUGAGAAAAUUUCUAGAAGAGUAAGAAGGGAUAACUUGUUUUAUAUAACUGUGAUAGCAAGUGUUACAGAAAAGCCAGACCAGAAACGGAUUAAAGAAGAGCUUGGAAACAUGUUAGGUUUUCAAUUUGGUGAGGAGACUGUGGUUGGAAGAGCUAAACAUCUUUGUGAUAGGAUAAAGAAAGAGCAAAGGAUUCUGGUCAUCCUUGAUGAUCUUUGUGCUGGAAUUAACUUGGAUAGAGUAGGAAUCCCGUUUGGAAAUGAUCAUAAGGGUUGCAAAAUAGUCUUGUUAUCUGGGUGUGUGGAUGUAUUGAUCAACCAAAUGAACAUUGCAAUGAGUUAUUUAUUGUGA